This is a messenger RNA of Aspergillus steynii IBT 23096, 390 nucleotides long. Its product is annotated as RidA family protein. Gene Ontology annotation, cellular component: mitochondrion; cytosol. Lineage: Eukaryota; Fungi; Ascomycota; Eurotiomycetes; Eurotiales; Aspergillaceae. The coding region runs from base 1 to 390 and encodes 129 amino acids. The transcript has 2 exons. The record is from RefSeq and is a predicted model, not a curated record. Gene Ontology annotation, molecular function: deaminase activity.
AUGGCCUAUCGUACCCCCGUUUACACCACCGCUGCUGCCCUGCCGCUUCCGCAAUUUUCACAGGCAGUCAAGCACAAUGGGCUAGUUUAUUGCAGCGGCUCAAUCGGCAUUGAUCCGAAAACCGACGACCUUGUUCCCGGCACUGUGACUGACCGUGCGCGCAUGGCUCUUCGGAAUCUCGAGGUCGUCCUCCAAGCGGCCGGAAGUAGCAUGGACCACGUGCUUAAGGCCAAUGUCUUUUUGUCCAAUAUGGCUGAUUUCAGCGCCAUGAACGAAGCCUGGGAUGAGUUUUUCCCGCAAGACCCUAAGCCGUGUCGAACAUGCGUUGCGGUUCUUCAACUACCGCUUGGAACUGACGUGGAGAUUGAGGUGACUGCAAGCUGCGAUUAA